GAGUGACAGAUCGGGGUUAUCCGCCAGGGGAGUCCAUUUUCUUUGCAGUGCACGCGGAGCUAUAGCAAGAAGAGAGCGAGGCGUGAAGAGAACCCCUCCCCUCUUCUACCUCUCUCUCUCGUUCGCUCUCUCUCUCCUUCGCUCUCCACUCCGAUGCAUCAGUGAGCUUCAGGCGGCUCCACGCCGCAUUGCCGCUGCUCCGUCUCACUCAAGUCACACACAGGGACUCAAAACAGUGGACGCUGGAUUUAGGGGAUCUUCUAGAAGAUGGACAUGCAACACAUUCCUUCCUUUUUCUUCGCUUGCCAUCCCCAGGCGAUGCUGAUUCUAGAUGCGGCACGGCCACAUAUUUGGAUGUAACCCACAAGUUUGCGCCUCGUGAAUGCAGCAAAUGCUUUGUAUUUUUCUCGAGUGAAACGGCAAUUCGUCGGAGCGGUCUCCGUCAUGGCUGUUGACUGAAUGGAAGAGCAGAAGAGUACGUGAAGGUGCACUUUCCGGAAGUCCGCAAUCCCCCCGCACGAUGCAGAUCCUCUCACCCGGGAUGCUAUUGGUGAUAGUCCUCGUCAAUGCACAAGUGUGUUUGUCCGUGGCAAACAAUGAGGGCGGAAAAGAGGUCCUGAUCCCGCACCCCGUCGGGACUUCCAGCGGCUCACCCCGGGAUAUUCGGCAAAGCAAAAGCAGAGACCGCGCCACAGGUGAGACCCCGGCGGCAAUCAUCCGAGGGACCUUGAACUCCACGCGACCAUGGAAACGAGGGGUUGCGGGAGAAGUGAGGCGCUUUGCACACAACAAGCACGACUUGAAUGGGACGCUGACACCCGUGGAGGAUGCCGUCUCCCGUUGGGAAACGAUGCACCGCCGUAGUAAGAGGAUAAAGUUGGAUGGCGGGGUGAAGGGUGCGGGCACCCCGGCAGGUGGACACCACAAUACGCUUAAGACCUCCUCAAUGGGUGGAGGGGGGCCCACGGAGGGAGAUCGACACAGGAGGGGAACAAAAGAGGAGAAAGCUUGGAAGAGGGGGAGAACCCGCCUGAAUAAAAGCUCAGCUCUGGCUCAGCCUCACGCGUCGUCAUGGGAACCCGUCCCCAAGCCGGUGGCCCUCACGGCCACCGACGCGCCCUUCGAACUCUUCACCAGGAAGCCCGAGCUCUUCACCUUCCGGGAGGAGAACCCUUGGGACGCCACACCGAUCACGCCGCCUGGCUCGCGGGACUUUGGCGACGAGAUCAAGAACCCGUUCUACCCGGUGACCACCGAGACGUACGGCGCUUACGCCAUCACCUGUGUCUCCGGGGUGAUCUUCCUGGUGGGCGUCGCGGGCAACGUCGCCAUCUUGUGCAUCGUGUGCCAAAACUACUACAUGAAGAGCAUUUCCAACUCGUUGCUGGCUAACUUGGCUGUGUGGGAUUUUGUGCUCCUCUUGUUCUGCCUCCCCAUGGUGGUCUUCCAUGAGUUAACCAAGUCCUGGCUGCUGGGGGAGAUCACCUGCAGAGUGGUGCCGUAUAUGGAGGUGGCCUCCCUGGGCGUGACAACCUUCACGUUAUGCGCGCUGUGCAUCGACCGCUUCCGGGCGGCCACCAAUGUCCAGAUGUACUACGAAAUGAUCGAAAACUGCACGUCCACCACCGCCAAGCUGGCCGUCAUUUGGAUCGGAGCGCUCCUCCUAGCGCUGCCCGAACUGCUCAUCCGACAACUGGUGACAGAAGAGGCCGAAAUCCCGGACGAGCCUCCCGUGGAGCGCUGCGUGAUCCGGAUCUCCACCGCCCUCCCCGAUAUGCUCUACGUGCUGGGUUUGACGUACGAGGGCGCCCGGCUGUGGUGGUGCUUCGGUUGCUACUUCUGUCUGCCCACCCUCUUCACUAUCGGGUGCUCGCUGGUGACGGCGCGGAAGAUCCGGCGGGCCGAGCAAGCCAGCGUGCGUAGCAACAAGAAGCAGAUCCGCCUGGAGAGUCAGAUGAACUGCACGGUGGUGGCGCUGGCCAUCGUCUACGGCGCUUGCGUGGUGCCCGAGAACAUCUGCAAUAUAGUGUCCGUGUACAUGGCGGCCGGCGUUCCCGAGAACACCAUGUCCGUGCUCCACCUGCUCUCUCAGUUGCUGCUCUUCUGCAGGGCGGCGGUGACACCCGUGUUGCUGCUCCUGCUGUGUCGCCCGCUGGGCAGGGCCUUUUUGGACUGCUGCUGUUGCUGCUGCUGCAGCCGCACGCCUUCAUCCACCACGGCCAGCGACGAUAACGAACACGAGUGCACCACCGAACUGGAGCUGUCGCCGUUCAGCACCAUUCGCCGGGAGCUGAGCAACUACACGCCGGCCGGAUCUCACUGCUAAGGUCUGUUUGGUUUCCCGGCGCAUGAUGAAAAACGGUUUGCCAAGAAGAAAAGCAUUACGGCGUUCCCCCGCUUUAUCAAGGUUCAGCAUUCGGGAGCUAGAAGAUAGCAACAGUCCGCUAAAACACAACAAGCACGAAGAUGCUUCUUUAUUAACAAUGCCGUAAAUGGGCAACCAGAGUUGUACUGAAAAAAUGAGUGAUAUUUACUUGAGAAAAAAUUAUCCUAAUAACUAAGACAAUUGUGAUGAAGAGAGUAAAAUUCAACAACAAUAUAUUAAAUAUAUAGAUAUUAUAUGAAUAUAUUAGAAAAUUAGAAUUUCGGAGGAAACCUGAAUCAAAUUUUGUCAAGUAGACAUCAAAUUUUUUAGGCGUGGAGUCAAACUUGUGACAUCACUCAUCAGGCCACACCCAUUCAAGAAACCCUACACAAGAAUACUGCAGUGUGUGUGCGUGUUUUGGAAUGUUUGUGCCACUAUUGGAAUGGGUGGUGAAGAAUGCGUGAGUGUGCGUAUAUAACUUUUUUUUUAAUUACUCUUCCUGAAACCACUCUUAACACUCUUUUAUUUUAUUGUUUAAAUGUAUAUUCAAUUUCUGAUUUUAAAAUCCAAUGCUAUUUGUACUUGGACAAAAUUAUUAUGGGUUAAUUUAGAGGCUGGAUCGGAUUAAUGGCAUUUUGAUUUGUUUCAAUGGGGAAAUUCGAUUUGAUACGCAAACUUGGUCAAGGCAAAACAACCGGACCAGUCCCAGCCUCUAGACAAAUUCUUCUCACACUAAUAUAACAUCUAGUAUUUUCUUUAUAUUUUAUGCUUGCAUUUUUUUGUAUUCACAUACAUUUACAAUGUUUUAAAAAAUAGAUUUAAAGCUUUUUAUUUUUAUUUUUUGCCUUGGCAGAGCUCUAAGCACUGAUUUGCAUGUGAAAAUUCACAAAAUUGGAAUCAAAACAACUCCUCCGCCACUCAGUUAAUGCCAUCUGGUAAAAGUUGACACUGCCUGACAGUACCACUCUGUUUACAUAUAAAAUCUACUGUAAUUGUUGUUACAAGGUGACGGCAGAUUGUUGUGGUUUUUAGCUUGCACGUUGUGUUGAAAUCCAAAACUGUGUCCAAAAAAAAAUUUGCAAAAUAUUUGAUACAGAUCUCAUUUAGGACGUCAGUACAGUAGAUUGUGCAAGUGUACUUAAUGAAGUGUCUACACUGUACAUAUUAAAUAAACACUUUACCGUGACAUUACUGGGCUGGUCUCAGAGAAGCGUAAACAAAUGAAAAGGUUCUCAACGGACUCACGAAAUGGAUCGCGAUGGAAUAUGAAACAGCAUGGACGUCAGUGAUUGCCCACUAACACUGUUGUAUCAUAUUACGCCUUGCACUUGGGGGGGUUGUAUAUAUUAAAAAAAAUAAAAUAAACUGUACACACUUUGGUGCUCUUAUGAUGAAUACGCUGUAAACUAGAAUUCAAUCAGUACCAUUAGAAUCGAUUGAAGUGCACACUUUAUUUCUGGUAUUAAUUGUGCGGACUGUACACAAAAAGAGUCGAGUGCUACCACAAGCAUGUGAAACAGCGCCAAAGCGGCGACUUUUAAAAAGUGUAAAAAUGACGAAUCAAUUUGUGUAUUGUACUGUAAUUUUUUUUUUUUUUACGCCCUGAAAGAUAAAUUUAAAAAUAUUGUCGCUCAUUACAAUCAAGUCAAGUGAGGGGGAAAACAGCCAAAAAUAUGUUUACAUUUAUACUUACAGUCGCCCUAUUAACAUAAUCAAGAUUUUUGAUGAAUUAAAAUUUAUCUUCAUCAAACUUGUAUGUGUCAAGUUCACUUUUAAGUUCCAGAAGUGUUGAACGUGGAGUAAAAAUGUUUGACUAGCACAUACUCGCAAAUAUGCUCGAAUGUACUUAUUAGCUAAAUGCUACAAAGAUUUAGCAUUUAGUUUACAAGUACAUUUGGAUAUUUUUGUGUCUACGUUCAAACUUAUUUGCCAAUCAAAAGGUUUUACUGCACAUCGGCAGUUCCACGAAUUUGGAAUAUAUUCCCCAAGAAACAAGAAAAGGCUAAAUCAUAAGUAAAUGAUAAAUCAAGCUAAAUGCCACAAACAAAGAUUUAGCAUUUAGCUUACAAGUACAUUUAGACAUUUUUUGUGUCUACAUUCAAACUUAUUUGCCAGUGAAAAGUUUUUACUUAUUAGCUAAAUGCUACAAAGAUUUAGAAUUUAGUACAUUUGGAUAUUUUUGUGUCUACGUUCAAACUUAUUUGGCAAUGAAAAGUUUUUACUGCCUAUCGGCAGUUCCACAAAUUUGGAAUAUAUCCCCCGAGAAACAAGAAAAGGCUAAAUCAUAGUUAAAUCAAGCUAAAUGCUACAAACAAAGAUUUAGCAUUUAGCUUACGACAGACAUUCAUUGUGUCUACAUUCAAAUUUAUUUGCCGGUGAAAAGUUUUUACUGCACACUGGCAGUUCCUCAGAUCCGUAAUAUCUCCCUCGAGAUACAAGAGAAAGCUAAAUUACAAUUUUUCCUCUGUCAGCACUUUUUCGCACUUUGUUAUUAUCACGCCAUGUCCAAGCAAGAACCGUAUUGAUUAUGGAUAAUGCAAGAUUUUACAAAGGUCUGACUGGAUUUCUGCAAGAUUUCUUUUCCCCCCUCACUGCUAAUUAGCAAUUGCCUCCUGAGGACGACUCGUGUUUUCUUCUUCGACUGACCAAAAGGAAUAAAAACAAGCCUUAUCAUAUUAUCCUCUGUGUAUCACAAUCAAUUGAUUACUUCACUGCCAAACUUUCUAACCGUCUUGUGGUAGCAACCGUUUCUAGCACUCACAUACGAGGUCAGUUUGUCCAAAGUCGACAAUCCCAAAGGUUGACCAACCUACCCUGGUGCUAUGUUCAAACCUAAUCACAAAUCACACUCAUUAUUUCAAUUCAAGUCCGGAUCUUGUGACUGAAGUCAAACUGACCUUUUUCGGGGACAUUUUACGCAAGGGGUUGGGCGGAUUCUAAGUGGUUCGGUGUGUAGUUUUGUGCGGUUCAAGGUGUUGAAGUGGUUCUUGUGGCAUACGAUAUGUAUUCCCAAACUGUGAGUGUCCUCUGUCCAUAAUUGGUGUCUGCCAAUGUAAGCACAUGCACUGUUGUCUUCAACCCCGCUCGCUGGUUUCUAAAAAGCUUUUUAUAUAGCCCAAAACUGUCACUUUGUCUAUCAAAGAAUGGAAAACUGUUCAUUAAAACCCUUAAAUCAGA
Syngnathus typhle (broad-nosed pipefish) is the source of this 5542-nucleotide messenger RNA. RefSeq names its product G protein-coupled receptor 37b (gene gpr37b). The record is from RefSeq and is a predicted model, not a curated record. Bases 521 to 2326 code for a protein of 601 amino acids. Gene Ontology annotation, biological process: positive regulation of MAPK cascade; adenylate cyclase-inhibiting G protein-coupled receptor signaling pathway. Gene Ontology annotation, molecular function: G protein-coupled peptide receptor activity; prosaposin receptor activity. Gene Ontology annotation, cellular component: signaling receptor complex; plasma membrane. The transcript is spliced from 2 exons. Lineage: Eukaryota; Metazoa; Chordata; Actinopteri; Syngnathiformes; Syngnathidae.